CUUUUUUCCCACCCUUUUCCCCUUCUUUCCCUCCCCCAGGCCUGGUGCCAUUAAUUUUCACUUUUACCAAUUAUUCAAUUCCACAUCUUCGUAGCCGGUCUACCUUCAUAAUACUCCAGCUCUACUUGCUCAACAAAUCUUCAAACCAACAAAACACCAAACAACCAACCUUCACGAUCUCAGUCAAUCAAACACAGCUUCUUCAGCAAUCUUUACGUCUAUCCAUUAGCUUGGCUUCGGACGAAUUGAAAGAACUAUCAACAACCAUAAUACCCAUUUCAACAGAAAGAACUUAAACAACUUCACAAUGGCCGCUAUCCAGCUCAACUUUUCCCUCCGCACUUCCUCCAACUGCAAGACCGUGCACUUGCUCGGCUCCUGGGACGGUUACCAGGGUCAGCUCCCGCUCUCCAAGGACUCCAAGAAGUCCGGAGGCUGGACUGGCUGCUUCAAGUUCCAAGGCGCCACCCUCAAGCAAGGUCAGCGAUACUGGUACUACUACAUCAUCGAUGGGUACCACGUCUCCCACGACCCCGCCAAGGACCACACCACCGAGCCCACCACUGGCCGCAAGCUCAACAUCAUCGACAUCCCCGCCGGCAAGUCUGCCUCCUCCACCGCUGACCGCAAGUCCCGCCGCGUCUCCACCGCCACCGUUGCCAAGGGCCGCUCGCUCUCCCCAGAGCGCAUCGUCGCCCCCAAGCCCCAGCGCCCCGGUCAGACCCGCCAGGUCAUCAACACCCAGUACAACAAGACUACCCUCGAGGAGCUCAACCGCCGCUUCGCCCAGCAGUCCGUCGAGGACUCCGACGACUCCGACAACGACUCCGAUGUCCCCUCCCUCACCAGCCGCUCGUCCAACAGCUCCAGCCCCUCCAGCGUCAGCUCCACCAGCUCCUGCUGCACAUGCGAGCGCUUCGGUAUCACCCGUGCUGGUGACCGCGUCAAGCUCGACUGCGGAGGUGCCCGCUGCAGCUACUCUGACGACUCCGAGGACUGCUCUUCCGAGGACGAGUACGUGUACGAGGAGAAGACCACCCGCCGCCAGGGUGUUGUCAUCCGCAACUAAGUGCGAAAAUUCCUGGACCCACUAUUGUAUCGCAUCGAUAUGCCUGCUGCUGUCGGCAUACCGAUUCAAACCUUCUUUUCUGUGCAUAUUAUGAUUACGACUUUUUUCUUUCCUAAUUCGUUUAUUCAAACACUGCCCAUCUACGGCAUCCGCUCUAUUGGAGAUUAUAUAUUAUUGCUGCUGGUAUGGGAGCUGCGAGGAGAUUUUUUUUCUCUCAUGGGGAAGGAACGACGAGGCAGCUGCCACUGCCGUCAAGCUCAACGGACGUCACAUCGGCCCGGAUGUCCACAACACACUUCAAUGCACGCUUAUGUAG
Cucurbitaria berberidis CBS 394.84 is the source of this 1385-nucleotide messenger RNA. RefSeq lists its product as uncharacterized. Bases 308 to 1069 code for a protein of 253 amino acids. The record is from RefSeq and is a predicted model, not a curated record. Lineage: Eukaryota; Fungi; Ascomycota; Dothideomycetes; Pleosporales; Cucurbitariaceae. The transcript has a single exon.